AUGCCUGCAAGCGGUGGCGCCGUGCCCAGUUAUCCUCGCGAAGAGUCCAAGACGAGCACGGGUACAACGCUCCCCCCACUGUCCGGCAUGGAGAUUGGAAAUAUUGGGCGCGCCAGGAGCGUACACGUCCCGGACGGCUUUGGCAGUGCAUUCUCGUCACAUCGUCAGACGCAGUCAAGCCGGAGCGAUUCCCAUCCCGACACGGCCUCCCAGCGCUGGGACAUCCUAAACCCGACUACCGAAGAUGACAACCACGAGGAGUUCUUCUUGUGGGGCACGGCGCCCGGUCUUGUUGGGCACCGGCGGAGGAUUAGCAAGCUGCUUCGGUCGUGCUUUACGGGCAGGCGACCGCAACCCCGCGGCCAGAAAUAUCAGGCGGACAAGAUCGAUCGGCCGUACGACCCGGCCGACUGCGAGGUGCUCCCGGCCUACAGGGAAUCGAGCGACGAGUACGACUCCGAGACCUGGGAGGAGAUCCAGCAGGAGCAGAUCGAGCCCGCGCGAGCUUGUGCCCCAGACAACGCGCCCCUGUCCGAGGAAGAGGUCGGAAGCAUACUCGACUCCUGCGUCAAGGCGUACCAGGCGGACUGGUACCACGAUAAGCUACCCAAUCUAAAGAGCUUGGCACAGCUCGCGCCGUCGUCCACGCAAGCACAGCGCCUCCUCCACCAGGAACACGACCACCCGGUCCACAUAAUCGCCCAGCUUCGACGCAAUCUAUUUGCUCCCAGAGCCCCCUGGACCCGCGUGGCGAGGCUGGUGGAGGCCGCCGUCGUCCUGCGACCUAGCGUCAGGGACUUGCUCAAGGUCGAGUGGCGGCUGGGCUACCCCCAGCCGCCGUCGCCCGCGAGCGCCUGCGACAGCCUGUGUGCUGCCGGCGACGAACACGAUCAGGACGGCGAGGAGAUAGAGAGCGACUUGGAGGACUGCGACUGCAGACGAAGGCCCGCCGCCCCAGGGAGCGCCCGCGCACCCACGCCCGACGGCCCGCCAUCGCCCCCGCGCCCCCGUGCCCUGCCUAGACCCGACCCCAUGGUGAUCGACUUGACGGGCGACAGCGACGAGGAGGCCCCCCCCCGCCCCUAG
Neoarthrinium moseri is the source of this 1086-nucleotide messenger RNA. RefSeq lists its product as uncharacterized. The transcript has 2 exons. Bases 1 to 1086 code for a protein of 361 amino acids. The record is from RefSeq and is a predicted model, not a curated record. NCBI's taxonomy places the organism in Eukaryota, Fungi, Ascomycota, Sordariomycetes, Amphisphaeriales, Apiosporaceae.